Molecule: messenger RNA, 2536 nt
Organism: Branchiostoma belcheri (Belcher's lancelet)
Lineage: Eukaryota; Metazoa; Chordata; Leptocardii; Amphioxiformes; Branchiostomatidae
Product: glutaminyl-peptide cyclotransferase-like
Exons: 9
Coding region: 172-1395 (407 amino acids)
Molecular function (GO): zinc ion binding; glutaminyl-peptide cyclotransferase activity
Source: RefSeq, a predicted model, not a curated record
AUAAUAUAUUCUAGUAGGACCAUAUUGGACAAAAAUAAAUCAACAAUCUUGCUCAAACUGCUUUGUGCCUGUCGUGGUUACUCGGAGCCGCAGCACUCACUGCCUCGUCACCAGCCGGCCUCCGCCGUUCAGGAAGUAAUGAGUUACAGAUGAGAAUGCAGUAAUUUAUAUAUGCUCAAUUCCGACAGCUACGGAGGUUUGCGAGUGCUGUCCAGUUCGGGACCAACAGCCAAGAUGGUCCGGACGGCGAUUUUACUGUUUGUAGGAGUCUGUGUCUUGCUUUUUGUGCGUGGGGGCAGCGGCGAUUGGACCGAAGAAAAGAGAAGUCACCAGCCCAAAAAGCUGACGACCAGAUCCAGUGAUCUGGAGAAACUGGUGAAGAAUGUAGCCAACAUCGACUCCAUGUGGAAGGACGUCCUCAGGCCCAUGCUGAGGGAGAGGGUACCAGGGACACCGGGAAACCAGUUUGUCAGACAGCACAUCAUCAGCCAGCUGCGGAGUCUGCAGGCAGGCUGGGAGGUGGAGGAGGACCAGUUCACUGACACCACUCCGGAAGGGGACGUGGAGUUUGUCAACAUCAUUGCCACACUGAACCCACAGGCCAAGAGGCACCUGACCCUGGCCUGCCACUACGACUCCAAGAUGCUGAAGGGCUUCAUCGGAGCCACGGACUCGGCAGUUCCCUGUGCCUUGAUGCUGAACAUCGCCAGAAAUCUGGACAGUCAGCUGGGCACUAUGAAAAACAAGCAACAGUACCUUCAGGAGUGGUGGCAGCGAUUCCAGGUGUGGGCUCGGUGGGAACGGCUGACUGCUGAGAUUUGGGAGGGGGCUAGACAGUACGCUCACCAGGAGCCCGACUUGACUCUUCAGUUGAUCUUCUUCGAUGGAGAGGAGGCUUUCCACCAGUGGACGAGUACCGACUCCAUCUACGGAGCCCGGCACCUGGCACGGCAGCUGGCAGAAACUCCGCAUAAACUGGACUCCAGCCACAAGAUGCUGGACAGCAUGGAUGUGAUGGUUUUGCUGGACCUACUGGGUGCUAAGAACCCCACCUUCCCCAACUUUCAGUUCCGCGGUUCGGCUGAGAAAUGGUACAACAGGCUCAGGGAUAUCGAGAAAACCCUGCACGGAAAGAAGCUCCUGGACGAACACUACUCCUCCAACCAGUACUUCACAGGACACCAGUAUAACGGCAGGAUCGAGGACGACCACAUUCCCUUCUUAGACAGAGGAGUGAGCAUCCUGCACGUGAUCUCGGCGCCGUUCCCUCAGCAGUGGCACCGCACGACAGACGACGAGGCCCACCUGGACCGGACCACUGUCGCAAACCUCAACAAGAUCCUGACGGUCUUCGUGCACGAGUACCUGCACCUCACCGGCGCCAGCAGGAAAUGACUAAAGGCAGACCUGUAGACAAACUUUAAUCUCCAAGCAGGUGUUUUGGUAGCUGAAAAGUACCAAAUGAUCACGAAAGUUCAUCUGUGUUGGUAGUUAUAGUAAAAUGUUGAACUUUUAACAUUUCAACACACGCAUUACACGGAGGUCAAGUCUUCAGCGACCACUGUCGCCUUCAUCAGGAUGAUUAUGGUCUUGUAUUGGUCAUUAAUUAUCCUGAUGAAGGCGACAGUGGUCACUAAAAAUUUGAUCUCUGUAUAAUUUGUAUGUUGGAAUAAAGUUCAACAUUUUACUAUAAUACAGCAGUAUCAAAUUUGCCAGGCAGUAUCCAUAAGCCAGACAGUAUCUGUUGGCCACUGGACUCUCCUCUGGCCAAUGGAUACUGCCUUGCCACCGUAUGAUUUGAUUGGAGAUUAGACAAACUUAACCGUCCCCCUGUUGCCGCCAAACCCCAUACUAGUAACCAGUCCAGAUCUGGUGCCAAACAGCUACCUUAGCGUACCUAAACCUCACCCUGCCAGGGCCUUUCUUUCUUUAUUCAAGUUGCACAACAAGUGUAAACUGGUCAUGCACAAGGGAACUGUUACUCAAGCAACAGUUACUGGAUAGAUUUUGAAAUAAAUAAGGGAGGACUUCCACCACCUAAACCUUCAUAACAUCAACCCACAGGAUAGAGGCAAAUGGCGAGCUGCCAUCAAGCCUCAGCAUCAGUGUGCAAGCACGUCUAACCCUCGUGAGUGAGUCAGUCAGUCAUUUCAAGUAGCAUCCACAAGUUUUUGUCAGUGACUGGACAGUCAGUAUGUGUUUCUCCUGUGGGUUGUCUUUCUUUCAGUCUAGUCACAGACAAAAAGUAGUGGGUGCUGCAUAAACCGUCUGACAGUUCUCAAAAUCUAUCCAGUUGCUUGUGAAGUAACUGUUUUCUUGUGUAUCUCAUUACCUGGAUGUGUAACCUUUAUCGACGUAUUGGUAAUGGGUGAGAUAGCUGGACAAUGUUAACCCUGGCACCAAAUUUGUAUUGGUUAUAGGGUUAGGCAGCAGGGAGAAGGUUAAAGAAAUUGUCUACGAACUGGUCACUGAAGGAACCAAGGAGAGAGGGUGAAAGAAUUUUAACAUAUGUCAUAAUAAAAGCUAUUUGACCAAA